GCGGCGGGGGGCGGGUUGGAGCGGGAUUAUAUUUCCGUCGUCUCUGUUCGGGGAUGGACAAGAUGGAGGGGUGGCUCUACCUCAUUCGCUCCAACAGGUUCGGCCUCCAGUACUCGCGGAGGCGCUACUUCAUUCUCAAAGAGAACAGCCUCAAGAGCUUCAAAAACCUGCCUACAGCCGACGAGGAGGAGCCCAUCAGAAGUGCAGCCAUUGACUCUUGCAUUCGGGUCAUAGAUAAUGGAAGGGAGAGCAUCCAUCGAAAAGUAGUCUUCAUUUUCACCCUUUAUAAUACAGCUAAUCACAAUGAUCAGCUUAAGUUGGGAGCAGAUAGUUCGGAGGAUGCAGCAAGAUGGAUACGUUCUUUGCAGGAUGCAGCGGCAAAGGAAAAUCCUAACCCAGCCACGAAUUUCGUUUCAUGUUCUAAGCGGAAAUGGCUGACUUUUAGGAUCUGCACCCCUUCAAAACGGACAAGCAGUAAACACUCUGUAGAUUGGACAGUUUUCUCAUCCAUGCAUACAGAGGCAAUGACAUCUGAUGUUAUCGCACCCUCACCGUGGAAAAUAUUUGGUUGUCAGAAUGGACUGCGCCUUUUCAAAGAAGCAAAAGAUUGGGAUUCUCGUGGAGGGCACUGGGACGAUCAUCCAGCAAUCAUGGCUGUUGGAGUGGUUGACGGAACUUCAGAGGCCAUUUUCCGGUGUCUUAUGUCUCUUGGUUCUUCACGUUCUGAAUGGGAUUUCUGCUUUUACCGAGGCAGUGUGGUCGAGCACCUUGAUGGCCAUACAGAUAUUAUUCACAAACAGCUAUACAGCGACUGGCUUCCAUGGGGAAUGAGACGAAGAGACUUACUCUUACGACGCUACUGGAGAAGGGAGGAUGAUGGGACCUACGUUAUACUUUACCAUUCUGUUUUCCACAAGAAAUGUCAACCACAGAGAGGCUAUGUUCGUGCUUGCCUUAAAAGUGGGGGAUAUGUAGUUACUCCAAUAAACCAAGGAAAACAGUCCCUGGUGAAACACAUGCUCUCGAUUGAUUGGAAAUUCUGGAAAACGUAUCUGCGUCCAUCAUCUGCAAGAUCCACCACCAUUCGUAUGCUAGAGAGAGUCGCAGCAUUAAGAGAGAUGUUCAAAUCCAAAGCAGGAAAUUUUUCUUCAGAUUACUCUCGUGGUGACUUGAUGAGGGAUAUUGGGUUACCUCAGAUUGUAAAGGAGGAUGUUAAAACCGAAGUAGAGGAUCAUGAAAAAAUUGUCAAAAUCCAGGAGGUCAAGUUUACAGAAGAUCAGUCUGAAAGGCCACCUUCUCAAUCUUCCAGCCUGAUGGGACUGAACGAUGCUGAUGAUGAGUUCUUUGAUGUUCCUGAGCCGACAGAUUAUGACCAAUUAGAAAACUGGUCAUCUGAAUUGAUCCCAGAACUACAUGCUGCGAACAUGUACCAGCCUAAAUUAUCAUCAGCAGCCAUUUUUGUGAAAAAGUUGCAUGAUCUAGCAGUUCAAAAGAAAGGUUAUAUGGAUCUACAAGAGUUGGCGAGAGAGGAUAGCAUAGCAUGUUCUUAUGGAUCAACUCUCCAAAGUGAUCCAAGCUGUAAUCUGCUUUGCAGUUGGACAACAACUGAUCCUUCCACCUUCCUAAUACGUGGAGAAAAUUAUUUGAAAGACCAUCAGAAGAUCAAGGCCAAUGGAACAUUGAUGCAAAUGGUUGGUGCAGACUGGCUGAGAUCUGACAAACGAGAGGAUGAUCUUGCAGGGCGACCUGGUGGCGUGGUCCAGGAAUACGCUGCAUUGGGUGGUCCAGAAUUUUUUUUCAUUGUAAACAUACAGGUUCCGGGCUCCACCACACAUAAUUUGGCAUUGUACUAUAUGAUGAAAACUCCUCUCGAAGAAAAUCCUCUGCUGCAUAGAUUUGUUAAUGGAGACGAUACAUUUAGGAAUUCGAGAUUUAAACUCAUACCAUACAUCUCGAAGGGAUCAUGGAUAGUCAAGCAGAGUGUUGGAAAAAAAGCAUGCUUGGUGGGUCAAGCACUAGCAAUUAAUUAUUUUCGUGGAAAGAAUUACUUGGAGCUUGGGGUCGAUGUUGGGUCUUCAACAGUGGCAAGAGGAGUUGUCAGUCUCGUUCUCGGAUAUCUGAACAACUUGGUCAUUGAAAUGGCAUUCCUAAUCCAGGGUAAUACACCAGACGAGCUCCCUGAAGUCCUUCUUGGUACAUGUCGACUAAAUCAUCUGGACGCAUCAAAAUCAGUCCUAGUACAGCCUUAAACAAUCAAGUUCCGGUGGAAAACGAGAAAAGAAAGUGAUGAAUAUGUUGAGCAAAUUUGCUGUAAUGUUACACCCAUGACCUGAACAUGAAGAGGAGAUAAAGUGCAUAUAAGAUGUGCUUUGGCUGGUAUGUCACAUUAAGCGAUUUGGCGCGGGGGAUUUACAUAGCAGUUCUGAUUCUUUGGUGGGCAUUGCAAUCGUAAAAUUUACUGAUGGUCGUUCUUCCAAUAAAUUCUGGGCGGUGGUGGUGGGGGACGGUUGACAAUGUAAUCAUUCAGGGCGUGUAUUAUUUUCGCGACUUUGGUUCUAUUGGCUAUAUAUCAAUUGAUGAUGACGAAUGAUCAUCUAGAUUUGAGUUUCUCA
Syzygium oleosum is the source of this 2612-nucleotide messenger RNA. RefSeq names its product protein ENHANCED DISEASE RESISTANCE 2-like. Gene Ontology annotation, molecular function: lipid binding. Bases 54 to 2249 code for a protein of 731 amino acids. NCBI's taxonomy places the organism in Eukaryota, Viridiplantae, Streptophyta, Magnoliopsida, Myrtales, Myrtaceae. The record is from RefSeq and is a predicted model, not a curated record. The transcript has 21 exons.